AGUUGAACAUAAUGAAACACCUGGAAUCGUAUUGAAACAACAAGAAGUGAGCGCAAAGAAAUCAAUCGAUUUGCGUAAGCUCGUUAUAAAAACAUUGGAUAUUGUAUACCCGCGAACAAUGAAACGAGGUCAGACCAAAGGCAAGCGGGAUAAUAUCCGUAAAACUUCACAAAAUGAUAGUAAAAAAGGAAAGGAGCAAAGCACUAAAAAAACCAAGUUUUAUGAGCUUAUAGCUCGACAAAAGCAAAUAAAAAACAUAAAACUUGAAAAGAAAAAGGCAAUAGAGAAAAAACGAGAAGAGCGUCUGCACAAUCGUAAAGAACGCAACAUAUCAAUGCAAAAGUUGACUAGAAAAGGACAACCCGUCAUGAAACACCGCAUUAAACUACUCCUUAAACAGCUGUGUCCAGGAGAUGCAUAAAUAAAUUUUGUUGAUACCAUUUAGUCUCUCUUAUCCGUAAUGUCUAAUUUUGGGUGCAGAUAACGUAAUGGAGGCUUGUCUUACUAGGUAAGGAUUGAUUCUUCAGAAACAUACUGAAACAACAAAAUUUGCUCUGCGAUACGUUAAAAGUAAUUAUGUUUACCAACAGGUGAACAUAACUAGAUUAUCUUCAAGCCCUUAGGCAGCGUAUUUACAUUUCCCACUAAAUUUCGGCCUGUAAAGUGUCAGUUGUUAUUAGACAAGAAAAUGAAAAUUUAUGUUUUUUCGUGGCACGAAGCCGAUUACGUAUGAAUCAAGAAUUUGAAAACUUAUUCAGUCAGAAACAAAGUAGAACUUCUUACCACAGAAAUACAAUUGUCAAUUAAACCCCAUGGUGGUAGAGGUAGUAAAAGUAUAAACAGUAAUCCGAAAGAUUAGGGUUU
Messenger RNA from Schistosoma rodhaini, 864 nucleotides. NCBI's taxonomy places the organism in Eukaryota, Metazoa, Platyhelminthes, Trematoda, Strigeidida, Schistosomatidae. The record is from the annotation of a GenBank genome assembly.